This is a messenger RNA of Solea senegalensis (Senegalese sole), 7317 nucleotides long. Its product is annotated as B-cell lymphoma/leukemia 11A-like. Gene Ontology annotation, biological process: regulation of transcription by RNA polymerase II; negative regulation of dendrite development. The transcript has 3 exons. Gene Ontology annotation, molecular function: DNA-binding transcription factor activity; RNA polymerase II cis-regulatory region sequence-specific DNA binding. The coding region runs from base 323 to 3091 and encodes 922 amino acids. Lineage: Eukaryota; Metazoa; Chordata; Actinopteri; Pleuronectiformes; Soleidae. The record is from RefSeq and is a predicted model, not a curated record. Gene Ontology annotation, cellular component: nucleus.
CAUCCACCUCUCUCUCACUCUCUCUCUUUUUUCCUCAGCUCUCCUUUCUCAAAAAAGCCAUGACGGCGAUCCCGCGAUCCAUCUUCGCCUCCGCGCCAUCUUUGUAUUAAUUCUAAUUUAUUUUUAUUUUUAAUUUUUUAUAUAUAUAUAUCUAUAUAUAUAUAUACUAUCCACACGCACGCACACAUUUUGUGUCCCCGUUUUUGUGGAUGUCACAGGCGUUGGAUGAAGACGUUUUCUUGCCCCAGCGGAGUCUCCUCUCCUCUCUAACCCCGGCUCUCCCCGAUGUGAUCCGCCGCCGCUGCAGCCGCUGCCAGCCACCAUGUCUCGCCGCAAGCAAGGCAAACCCCAGCACUUGAGCAAACGGGAUUUUUCGCCAGCCGAGCCCCUCUCCGCGGCUGCCAUCUCAUCGGAGGAGCUAUCAGAGCGCUGCUCGGAGAACUCGGAGGAGAGCGGCAGCCUCAACAACGGCCACCGCCCCGGCUCCACUGUGGGCCGGCUGGCCCGGCUGGGUCAUGACCCCCACGCCUCCCCAGAGCAGGACCUGCUGACGUGCGGCCAGUGCCAGGCCACCUUCCCGCUGGCGGACAUCCUGCUCUUCAUCGAGCACAAGCGGAAGCGAUGCCACGGGCCGCCGUGCCUGACCGUGGGCCGGGGGCUGGACAAGCCGCCCUCGCCCUCCCCGGGCCUGGCCCUCACCCCGUCCCCCGCCCUGGGCGCCCUGCGCGGCCGGAGGCCCGUGGAGGUGGGCGUCCAGGCCACGCUGGCGGAAGACGACGACGACAACCGGUUCACGCUGCCCCGGGGGAUUUGCCCCAAACAGGAACCUCUGCCAGGUAAGGAGGAGCCGACCACCUACACCUGCACUACGUGUAAACAGUCGUACGGCAGCGCUUGGUUCUUGCUGCAACACGCCCAGAAUAACCACGGCUUCCGCAUCUACUUGGAAAGUGAACACGGCAGCCCCCUGACACCACGCAUGGGUGGACCCUCCUCUUUGGGCGGAGGCGCAGACUGCCCGUCUCAGCCCCCGCUUCAUGGCCUCCAUUUGCCCCCAGAUGCAAGCCCCUUCAACCUCCUGCGCAUCCCCGGCUCGGGCUCAGGUGGACGGGACAGCGUUGGGCUAGGGGGUGGAGUCGGUGCUGUUGCCACAGCUGGUGGGGGCCAUCUUCAGCGAUUCCCUCCCACGCCGCCUCUUUUCAGCCCGCCUCCGAGGAACCACUUGGACCCCCAUCACCUGAGCCCAGAGGAGCUGGCGCUGGCAGCCCACCACCCGAGUGCCUUUGACAGGGUGCUGCGCCUCAAUCCUCCUCUUCCCCUGGACCCACCUCCUACCAUGGACUUCUCACGGCGGUUACGGGAGCUGGCGGGCAACGCCUCAGGGUCCACUCCCCCUUUGUCCCCCAGCCGACCCAGCCCCAUGCAACGCUUGCUCCAGCCAUUCCAGACAGGGGGAGGAAGUGGAGGAGCAGCAGGUGGAGGAGCAGGGGGCAGCAAACCUCCAUAUCUUGCUACCCCACCUCCUCUUCCAGGUUCCCUGCAGUCACCUGUGGGCUCACAGACUACCCCGACUCCCCUUAUUCCUUCAGGAGAGGCGACACCCUCCUCCAACAACCCCUUGAAAUCAAAGUGUUGUGAAUUUUGUGGCAAGGCCUUCAAGUUCCAGAGUAAUCUAAUUGUGCACAGGCGCAGUCACACGGGAGAGAAGCCGUACAAAUGUCACCUGUGUGAUCAUGCUUGCUCACAGGCGAGUAAACUGAAACGUCACAUGAAGACUCACAUGCACAAAUCCUCCUCUCCGAAUGCAAGCAAGUCAGAGGACGGGCUCUCAAUGGCCUCCUCUCCAGAGCCUGGCACCAGCGAGCACAUGGGUAGUGCAAGCAGUGCUCUAAAGUCAGUCGUGGCCAAGCUGAAAAGUGAGAAUAACCGCUUGCGAAGGGAAAACGGUGAGGAGGAGGAAGAGGAAGAAGAGGAGGAGGAGGAGGAGGAAGAGGAGGAGGAAGAAGAGGAGGAGGAGGAAGAAGAAGAAAUAGAGGAGGAAGAGGAUCAAAAUGGAGAGAGGGCACCCAGAAGAAACAACAGCUACCACUUUGGUUUGAAUCUUGAAACAGCACGGCAGCAUGAAAACAAUGGCGGCAUCGGAACCCGACUUGGAAGUUUGGCCGAUGACGUAUCCAUCCCUCGAUCGUUACCCGAGGUGAUGCAGGGAAUGGGUCUGGCCGCAAGCAUGCAGCACUUCAGCGAAGCACUUAACGCACACAAACGGAACGCCAUGGCCCAGGAGAACCACCUUCACCACCACCUCAACCGAGACCACCACCACAAUCGUGACAUGUGUGAUGGAGUCUCUGUCCUGGAAACGGAUCGUGGGGAGGAAGGUUCUGUCUCGACAGUGAAUGGGCGGGGAGCGUCCCCCAAUGAAUCGGCCUCUGUCGGCCUCUCUAAGAAACUGCUUCUAGGUAGCCCCAGUCCAAUCAGCCCUUUCUCCAAACGUAUCAAGCUGGAAAAGGAGUUUGACCUGCCCACACCCACGAUCCCUAACACAGAGAACGUCUACUCGCAGUGGUUGGCAGGUUAUGCCGCCUCCCGACAACUCAAGGACCCUUUUCUGAACUUUGGGGAUUCCAGACAAUCGCCGUUCACCUCUUCGUCAGAGCAUUCUUCAGAGAAUGGCAGUCUGCGUUUCUCGACUCCUCCGGGGGAAUUGGACGGUGGGAUGUCGGGCCGCAGCGGCACCGGCAGCGGGGGCAGCACCCCGCACCUUGGAGGUCCCGGGCGGCCCAGCUCCAAGGACAGCCGCAGGUGUGACACUUGUGAGUACUGCGGCAAAGUGUUCAAGAACUGCAGUAACCUCACGGUACACCGACGCAGCCAUACUGGGGAGAGACCGUACAAAUGUGAGCUGUGCAAUUACGCUUGUGCGCAGAGUUCCAAACUGACACGCCAUAUGAAGACCCACGGUCAGGUGGGCAAAGACGUGUACAAGUGUGAGGUUUGUCAGAUGCCCUUCAGUGUCUACAGCACCCUGGAGAAACACAUGAAAAAAUGGCACAGUGACCGUCCUUUGAGUACCGAAAUAAAAUCUGAGUAGAAGGCCGAACUUAUGGGACCUUUUUCCCCCCCACACAGCUAUGUCCGCCAUUAGUCCCCUGUUUAUUCCCAGCUCCUUGUAGAUUUGCCCCAAAACCCCAAACACUCCACUUUCACCAGUCCGGUGGAAGCUUAAGACCAUGUGCUCUGCACCAGCACACCCCGCCUCCAUUACCCAUUGAAUGCAUGAUCUGUAUCGGGGCAAUACUCUUGCAUUGACGCAAAACUUUGAGCCUUUCUCUUGUGCAAUAAUUUACAUGUUGUGUACAAUUUUAUUUUCUUUUUUUUUUAUUUCUGAGUUUUUUCCGUUUCCAUUUUUAAGAAUUAGUCAGCAUGCAUAGUAUGUUUUUGCUAAUUGAAAAAAAAAGAAGAGAAAAUAACUUGUCCCUGGUUGAUUACUUGUUGAGUAAAUGUGUUGCUGUUUUUUCCUCUUGUUCUGUUUUUUUCUUUUUAUUCUCCAAAAAGAGAAAAGACAAGAAAGAGACAUCCAUGCUGCAUACAUUCUGUGACACAUAUCAUGUACAGUUUGGUUUUGUAAACAUGGAAGGUGAGCAGUCUUUGCCCUCUUCUUACAACCCUGGAAAAUGCACUUAUCCUGAUCUUUCUAAAAGACACCAUGUUCACACAGGGUUUUAAAAAAAGAAAAGAGGAAAGAACACAAAAUCAAACAUUAGCAUGAUAAUUACACGUAAAAUUAACGACAGCCUUCAAAAAUUUCUUUAAAAAAGACAAGGGUGAGCUCGAAAUUCGUACUAUCAUUUGGUUUAAAACUAAACAAAAAAGAAAGAAAGAAAGAGUGCCUUUGAUAUUACGUGACUGCAUUGGCCGUAAUCUUAUCUGGUAUAAGUUUGGGGUCAUGCUAGAUAAAGCUAAAAGGUUAAAGCCACCCGGGUUAAGGUUCUUGCAUCAAGUACCUGACUGCUCAAAUGGGCUGUGACAACUAACGAAAGAUCUCAUCAAUCAUCAUUUAGCUACCUAUUACAUGUUCAAUAGGCUUAAUCUUUGAUGUGUGGAAUUCAUGGCAAGCAUGGUACAAGCAGUAUUGUGUAUAUCUGAAUUAUUAUGUUGUUUUUUUUGUUUUGUUUGUUUGUUUCUGGUAUGGAGAUAAAUCUGUAACGUACAAUCCUGCUCUUGAGGGAUACGACGCAUGGACGGACGGCGGAGGAUGUGUCGUGUAUCUGCGUUAGCACAAACCUACACAACAACAACAACAGAAAAACAAAAAAAGCUGCUUUGAUAAAUGUCAGUCAGUCAGUGUGUGGAACAAUGCAUACGGUAACGUAAAUAUGAGCGCUACGAGGCUAAGUGUAUGAAAUGGAGACAGAAAGCUACACAGAACUGAAAGCUACAUACGUACAACGGAGGAUUUCCCCUUCACUUGCAUUGCUAGUAUCAAAAACAGGGUUAUUAACUAUGAAUUGCAGACAAAAAACGGAUAGCUGCACUCUUGAAAAGAGUGACAAUGCGGUAAAUUUAAUCAGUGUGCAUAGGCUAAUGCAGGGCACAUGUUUGCUGUUUCCUACUUUUUGUUUUACACCCAAAAAGAAGGGUAACUUUUCCUGUUAUUUUUGUUUUUUUUGUCCACGUCGAGUCUCAUUCAAGCUGUUGAUAGCAUCGCACUUGUCACGCUGACACCUCUCUUUCAUUGUCCCACACUGAUGCAAUGUUGGUACACGAGUUAGGUCUCAAAGCUAUCGCUUGACAUUUAUACAUGAAGUGCACUGUUUCGAUUUUCUUUUCUCCCAGUUUACAAGUUUAUGCUGAAGUGGGAGGGAGGGAAGGGGGGAGUAAAGAACUGUUGAAAUGCUGUCAGAUAACGUGGGUGAUGGCACACAGAGGCCGCAGUCCCAAACCACUCCCUACCCACUAACCACUUCACCACGACUGUGGAGGACACUCGUGAUUCAGGGCAGAAGGUCACCAUCAUUGAGCAAUCAACACGUGCAACAUGAGAUUGCGGGAUCGCUAAAAAAAAAGCACCAGAAAUCAAACAAAAACAAACAACUAUAGAGACAGACGCGGGGCAACAGCAACAGCUAAAGCAAGAUUGCUGCAACCUUGAAAAGUCUCAAGAGCAAAAUCUGCUGCUAAAGACAGCAACGUGUUGUUCAGUAGUUUGACGGGAUAAACACUUCUUGUCCCCGCCCGCCCCUGCUCUCCUGCUGUAUACACACAAACGCUCCCUCAGACAUAGUUAAAUUUCAAACUUUUAACUUAACUUUUAAUAAUGUUACAUUCACUGCGUUUACAUGCAUGUGAGAAGUCCAAUUUUAGUCAAACUAAGACAAUAAUUUGGUUUUCGUAAUGUCAUGUGAACACGUUAGUCCGACUGAAAUAGAGGUAGUCUUAGUCGGACUAACAUACCUGGAUAAUAGGAUUCAUAGUCUGAUUACUCCUGCAUGAAUGCGCUUAGUCGGACUUGGCAUGAUCUGUCUCACUGUUUUGUUUUUUGUUUGAGAGAUACAGCGCCACCUACUGUAAGGAGGCGGAGUCAGACGUACAAGGGCAAUAAAUUGAUUGAUCUCCCUCGCAUGUAUAUUCUGACCUGGCGAGUUGUCCGAUUGCCUGUCUUAGUCGGACUACGGCCUUAGCUCGAUUAAAGAGCUUGACAAAGACCAAACCAAAGAAGUUACGUACUGUAGCUUUAAAAUAAUGGACUUGUGUGUGAACAGCAUAGAUUAUGUGAGUUUGUAGGAGAUUAUAAAGUUAGCAUGAGCAAAGCAAAUGUGAGAGUUUGAUCUUAAGUACAUUUAUAGCCUGUUUCCUUCAUUCUCAUGUUGCACCUCCUGCUCGGAUUGUAAUAAGGUAGUACACGUGGUUUGGGACGGUCCCCAAAAUGGAUAACGAAGAGUGUUUUUUGGACUGGGCCAUCAUCUGUUGUCAGCAACUCCAACCUCAACACCCUUGACCUCUGUACCCCUCUUUGCCAUUUUCACCUUUUCAACACUUUUCUCAGUUUGUUGCUCCUUCAAACGCCAAGAGUUCUUAAUCUGGGGUUGAAAAAUUUCACCCUGGCUGCAAAGUCUGUAAAUUAAGAAAAAGCGGCUUGUUUACCGAACUGUAUCACAGAGUUGUUGCCAUCGCCACCGGAUCAAUCUAUAGACGUUGACAGCCAGACAGCAAACACUGCGAGAACCUCUUUUAUUUUUAUUAUAUUUUGUAUAAAUUCUUUCUCCUUUUUUUUUUUUAAAUUUGGCUAAUUAACUAUAUGUUGGGUGGAAGCUACGUUUAAGUUUCUGUCAGAGACUCCGCCCACACUCUACGUGAAAUGAUUUAAAACAAAAAAAGAUGAAAAAACAAACAAACAAAUGGACAAAAAAAUUCUGUGAUUGUUUUGUAUUUUUCAUUUUUUUAAAAAAUUUAAUUUUUUAUUUUCUUUUGCCUUGGCUCUUCACAGCUCUUCAGGUUGAAAUACAAUUUGCAUUUGGGGUGAAAUGAUUUAAGAUUAUAUAUGAAUAUAUAAUAAAGAACUUACAAAUAUAGGAAAAAUGCACAGUCAUGUCGAUUCCUAUGCUUAAAAAACACAUUUAUGGUCUACUUUUUUCCUGUAUUUCUAGAAACUGUAUUUGAAUUCAAUGUUCACUUAGAAUAGGCACUAUAGUAUUUAUAUUGAGGCUCGUAUUUUUAACUGUUGCUUGUGCUCUCUCAAAGGUAUUUACCAUACCUUUUUUUGGUAGUGGAAUUAAAAAAAAAAAAAAAAAAAGGUGAAAAAAAAAAGGUGAAAAAAUCCCAGGCUGCCACAGUAUAUUUUUUUAAUUUGGCAGGAUAAUAUAGUGCGAAUUAUUUGUAUGUUUAAAGAAAUAAAAGUAAAAAAAAAAAAGUAAAAAAAAGCAGCUAAAGUACGUGGCAUCGGGGGACGCCCGCGGGGCCAUAAAAUGGCCGCCGCGCUGUUUCCUGUGCACACAGGUGGUUGUACAUAUCUUCUUUGUUUUUUUUUUUUUAUUUGUUUUUUUUAAUUCUGGGUUCCUCCUCCUGGCUCCGCCUCCUCCUCCGCCCCUGCUGCCAUUCUCAUAUGCAGUAAAUGCAAGCUGACGUCAGCCUGUUCUGUUGUGUGCUUCUGUCUUUCUCACCCCCCCCAACCCGAGCCCCGCCCCCGACUCCUCCUCCCACCUGACGACAUUCCAACACUGAGAAGCGACAGAAAGAGAGGGGAAAAAAAAAAACUUCAUAUGCAGUACAUGGAUUACGAAAAAAAAAGCGUCAAAAAUAAAUACACUUUGAAAGAAA